Messenger RNA from Salpingoeca rosetta, 665 nucleotides. RefSeq lists its product as uncharacterized. Gene Ontology annotation, cellular component: Shu complex. Gene Ontology annotation, biological process: double-strand break repair via homologous recombination. The transcript is spliced from 5 exons. The record is from RefSeq and is a predicted model, not a curated record. Gene Ontology annotation, molecular function: zinc ion binding. The coding region runs from base 60 to 548 and encodes 162 amino acids. NCBI's taxonomy places the organism in Eukaryota, Choanoflagellata, Craspedida, Salpingoecidae.
CAGUCCUGUGUGUGGUUUGGCGGGAACGCGUUUGAGCGGAUGGAUAUGAGCGGAGGAGGAUGCAGCGCGAGUUGGAGGAGCAUGUGUUGCAGUUGAUCUGCAAGGAGGUGGCGGUCGGCCAUGAGCCACGCCAGCAGCAACAACAACAGCAACCGCAGCAGUCACAGCAACACCAGUCACAGCAACACCAGUCACAGCAGCAGCGAGAGUUGUCCUCAGAAAUGCUGGCAGCGUUGCACAGCGUCUUUCCUCAAAACGCUCUGGCUGCGCUGGACAUUCUCGAUCGCAGAGCCGUUACGGAGAUCACUUGCCCUGCUGGCCGGGUCGCCCAUCAAGUGGCUGGCAAAGGAGGUCGAGUGUACUUCACGCUUGUGGAUCAAGGCUUUUGCGAAUGUGCAGCAUACGAAUACACUGUCCUCAGGAACGAAGUGAGCAUGUGCAAGCAUGUGCUUGCUGUGAGGCUGGCAAGAGCGACCAACCUCCUGCAGCACGAGAGGAUAUCCGACGCAGCCUUUGCUGCCCGCAUGAACCCCAGCGCGCCGCCAUAACAGUGGCUUCUUGCUCCUGACCUCGUCUCUGCUUUCUCAACAAACGUUUGAUUCACUCUUCUCUUUCUGAUCGAUUGUCUUCCCGCCGCCAUAAACGACCAUCGCCGUCGUCACGAC